AUGGAUGUGGGAAGCAUUGCUUUGGGGGGGAUGACAUCAGGACUGACCCAAUCGAUGUGCUGGAUGCUUCUAACUAUGUUUUUAUAUAUCAAGUAUGCGGUUGACGAUUACGCUGCGAAGAAUGUCCCUUCCGGAGCACUAAUGUCGUCUUACGAUUUCAUAAUUGUAGGCGGUGGUUCUGCAGGAUCCGUCCUAGCGAAUCGCUUGUCCGAGAUAGAAGAUUGGAACGUGCUCCUUUUGGAAGCAGGUGGUGAUGGAUCAGAAAUCUAUGAUAUUCCUGUUCUUGCUGCUAAUCUGCAGUUAACCCAAAUCGAUUGGAAAUACAAGACGGAACCUAAUAAGAAUUUCUGUCGAGCGAUGGAAGGAGGUCAAUGCAACUGGCCACGUGGCAAAGUGAUCGGAGGGACCAGCAUGCUAAACUACAUGCUCUACGUUCGCGGUAACAAAAAAGACUACGACACGUGGGAACAGCUAGGCAAUACCGGAUGGUCCUACGACGAUGUGCUACAAUAUUUCAAAAAAUCUGAAGAUAAUCAAAAUCCUCUCCACGCCGAAACGCCGUAUCAUUCAACCGGAGGUUACCUAACCGUUCAAGAAGCGCCAUGGCACACUCCCUUGGUCACUGCGUUCAUCAAAGCAGGUCUAGAAAUGGGUUACGAAAACAGAGAUAUCAAUGGAAAACGACACACUGGAUUCAUGGUUGCUCAAGGGACGAUCAGACAUGGCAGACGGUGUUCCACGGCGAAGGCUUUUCUACGACCAAUCAGGACGCGGAAAAAUUUACACGUCGUCAUGGGAGCUCAUGUUACGAAAAUUUUAAUAGAUCCGUCGUCGAAAGUGGCUUAUGGCGUAGAGUUUGUUAGAGACGGAGAAAGGUUGUGCGUUCGUGCGAAAAAGGAGGUGAUCGUUUCCGCGGGAUCUAUCAAUAGCCCUCAAUUGCUGAUGUUGUCGGGAAUCGGACCUAAAGAACAAUUAUUGAAACACGGCAUACCAGUGAUUCAGGAUUUAAAAGUGGGUCAUAAUCUUCAAGAUCACGUAGGUGUGGGAGGUGUUGCGUUCUUGGUGAACGAAGAAAUUGCGUUGGUGGAGAGCAGGAUAUAUAAUAUUCAGGAUAUGCUAGGAUAUGCGAUUUUUGGAGACGGUCCUUUGACAUUGCUAGGAGGUAUCGAAGGAGUAGCUUUUAUCAAUAGCAAAUUCGUGAACGGUUCUGACGAUUUCCCAGAUAUAGAACUGCUUUUGGCGGCAGGAGGGGCGUGCUCCGACGGCGGUAGAAAUAUGUGGAAGGUUCAUGGACUGACCAACAAAUUCUACGAUGCCGUGUUUGGGGAAAUUAGUAAUAAAGACGUAUGGUCCGUGAUUCCUAUGCUUCUAAGACCAAAAAGUAAAGGUUUUAUCGCACUUCGAAGCAGCAAUCCUUUCGAUUAUCCGUUGAUUUAUCCAAACUACUUCGACCAACCGGAAGAUAUGGCGACGCUGAUCGAAGCACUCAAAUUUGUGUUUAAAAUGAGUAAAACUAGCGCGUUUCGACGUUAUGGUAGCAAAAUGAAUCCUAAACCAUUCCCUGCUUGCAAAAAUAUUUCCAUGUAUACCGACCCAUACUGGGAAUGCAUGAUUAGAGAGUACUCCAUGACUAUAUAUCAUCCCACGGGUACCUGUAAAAUGGGGCCCAAUUGGGACCCAGAAGCUGUGGUGGAUCCUCGGCUCCGAGUUUACGGAGUUGCUCGACUCCGAGUCAUAGAUGGCUCGAUUAUGCCAAAUAUAGUUAGUGGUAAUACCAAUGCGCCGAUUAUAAUGAUCGCAGAGAAAGGUUCAGAUAUGAUAAAAGAGGAAUGGCUGAAGAACGAGGUCUGAUAUCAAUAGCUCUUUUCGUAAAUUAAUUUAAAGCGAGUGCUGGUAGUUCAUUAAAUACUAGAAUCUUACAAUCUUCAACACAACAUAAGUUUUCGCUACUAAUUUCUAUUACGUAAUACAAUGCUUAACAUACAAAUCAUAGGUGCAGUCUUUGAAUCAGUGCAGAUCUGUUGAAAAAAGUUAACCGCAACAUUGAUCUUGAGCGCGAUUUCCAAGCAAAAAUAUUCUUAUUGCAUCUUGUAGUAUUUAUUACGAGGAAUAAGCUUGGAAGGAAAUAUGGAUCGCGAAUGAACUCAUGGUUUUUCACACUUAGCCAACCGCGCGCGCCACAACGAGCUAUACGCUUCCAACGCUCAAUUUUCUAAGCAUCGAGGAUUAAUAUUUACUACUUAAAACACAAAGAAGUCUGAAAAUUAUUUAUACAAUUAUCUUUAUAAAAUAUAAGUCAAUUAUAUUUUGCGGUAA
Messenger RNA from Bombus impatiens (common eastern bumble bee), 2316 nucleotides. RefSeq names its product glucose dehydrogenase [FAD, quinone]. Lineage: Eukaryota; Metazoa; Arthropoda; Insecta; Hymenoptera; Apidae. The transcript has 3 exons. Bases 1 to 1851 code for a protein of 616 amino acids. Gene Ontology annotation, molecular function: oxidoreductase activity, acting on CH-OH group of donors; flavin adenine dinucleotide binding. The record is from RefSeq and is a predicted model, not a curated record.